Salvelinus fontinalis (brook trout) is the source of this 2274-nucleotide messenger RNA. RefSeq names its product E3 ubiquitin-protein ligase RNF113A-like. The transcript is spliced from 10 exons. The record is from RefSeq and is a predicted model, not a curated record. Gene Ontology annotation, cellular component: U2-type spliceosomal complex. NCBI's taxonomy places the organism in Eukaryota, Metazoa, Chordata, Actinopteri, Salmoniformes, Salmonidae. Bases 35 to 1045 code for a protein of 336 amino acids. Gene Ontology annotation, biological process: snoRNA splicing. Gene Ontology annotation, molecular function: metal ion binding.
UACGUCACCAUUUUUUUUGUAAACAGAAUGAAAGAUGGCGGAGUCGGGGGAACCCAAGGCAACCUGUACUUUUCUAUUUAAAAAAUCUACCAAAAAAUGCAACGCUCGGAAGAGAAAAGCCAGUGACAGCGACAAAGAUGGCAACAGUGACGAAGACAAGAAUGCCGUCGUCAGAAAAGAAAAAAAGACGGGUUCAGCAAACCCUAUGAUUCAAAGGACAAAAAAAGUAGAGAGAGAGGAGGUGUCAUCUGCUGAAAGUGACGAGGAGAAAGAAAGAAAGAAAGUCACUGUCGCUUACAAGUCCACACGGUCAGCGAAACCAGAGGGGCCAGAUGACAUGGGAGCAACUGCAAUCUAUGAGCUGGACACAGCAAAGGACAAUGAUGCUCAGGCCAUCUUUGAGAGGAGUCAGAAGAUCCAGGAGGAGCUGACCGGUAAAGAGGAUGAUAAGAUCUACAGAGGAAUGAACAACUACAAAAAGCACAUUAAGCCCAAAGACUCCACCAUGGGAAAUGCAUCCUCUGGCAUGGUCAGGAAGGGCCCAAUCCGGGCCCCAGAGCACCUGAGGGCCACAGUGAGGUGGGACUACCAGCCAGACAUCUGUAAGGACUACAAAGAGACUGGCUUCUGUGGCUUUGGAGACAGCUGCAAGUUCCUCCAUGACCGCUCAGACUACAAACAUGGCUGGCAGAUUGAGAGGGAGCUGGACGAGGGGCGCUAUGGGGCCAACGAUGAUGAGAACUACGAGGUGAGCAGUGACGAGGAGGACAUGCCCUUCAAAUGCUUCAUCUGCCGAGAGUCCUUUAAGAACCCCGUCAUCACCAAGUGUCGGCACUACUUCUGUGAGACCUGUGCUCUUCAGCACUACCGCAAGUCCCAGCGCUGCUAUGUGUGUAAUGUCCAGACCAACGGCGUCUUCAACCCAGCUAAAGACUUGACAACCUCAGUUGCUCUCUCCAACCCAACCAUGUCUCAUCAAGAGGACAUCACUACUGUAAGCUCCACCAAUCUCCCAACUCCCCCAAUAGGAAACCCUGGUGGGUGAAGUUGGAUAGGCCUCAAAAUACAAAGCACAUACAGCACAGCAUUGUGAAUCAGAUGCCCAUGCACAAAAGCACACAGGGCUUGUGAAUACAUUCACGUUGGCUCCACCCUCACACACAGGCAGAUGGAACGAUCGAGAGCCGUAACUGGAGUACUGCACUUACUUUCCUGUGAGAGCUUCCCUGAGCUUGCUCUGUGGUAGAGAAACCACAUCAAUGACAAACACACACACAAGAGAAGGAUAUGUGUUUAGAGCAGCUCAGGAACCAUUAGGUACACUGUAAGUGUAAAUUAUAGCAUGUGGUGUUUGUUGCAGGAGUCGGAUCAAUGCUGCUAGCUGGCUCCCAUAACAAGGAGGAUUCAGUUUAGGCUAAUUAGAUCAUUCUGACGCAUCUGUUAAAUCAGUGAGGAAUCUGAGGAUUCAGUCUAGCGGGAUUGAGUGAUUAUGCAUUGCCAUGGGAACAGGAAGCAGCCAAAACCAAACGUGAAAUCAAGCGUAUGAACGAACACAGAACAAUUAUGCAAUGUGAGCUGAGCGCCCAGAAAUAUGAAGAUAAUGCAAAGCUUGAUAGUGAAGCCACCCCUCCCCAGCUAUUCAGUUCCUCUCUAUGUAAACCGAUUCUUCAACCACUGAUAAAUUGACAGUGCUUUCCUGUCCUCAUGUUAGUGUCUAAUAAGACCCACAUACUGUAGAAACAUCUCUUUGAACAUGCCUCAUCUCCACCACACCUGUUACCCUUAAAAUAUGAUUUCCUUAAUAAAUAUUUGACCUAGGUAUCAUGUCAACUUCGUAUAUACUACAAAGACCGACGGCGCAACAGAAUAUUAAUCUGACAUGCAGUAUUCUGAGGCUGCAUAUUUACUGCAUUGAUCAAGUCUGCCAGACAAGGAGACAUCACACCUGAACAAACUCUCUUCAUGGCACACAUGUAAGGUACAGUGAGACACUUGACACCUGCAGAACAUUGAAGCAAGCAGUAGCUCUUAUGUGUCCUGAAUCUAUGUGGGAGACAGAGGUAUCCAGCCACAUAUUGCCAAAGAACCAAUGCUGAUUGGAUUCCAGUAGGUUUAAAUUGUAUUAUGCGAAUUGUUUGUUAGAGUGUGUUGCUUUUUAAAAACUGUGCAAUGCAAUAUCUUGUUUUGAAAGCAAAGCUGCACUUAUAGCUAGCAGGUUCUGUAUGAGGGUUGGGCAACUUCAUAGCUGAUGAUAGGUCUUGUGUGUAAGCAGCA